This is a messenger RNA of Suillus bovinus, 836 nucleotides long. Its product is annotated as cytoplasmic protein. The record is from RefSeq and is a predicted model, not a curated record. NCBI's taxonomy places the organism in Eukaryota, Fungi, Basidiomycota, Agaricomycetes, Boletales, Suillaceae. The transcript is spliced from 8 exons. The coding region runs from base 52 to 684 and encodes 210 amino acids.
GCAUCUAUAAAUCUAGUUUACUACAUCGUUCUACUUCAAGUCGCAACCGCAAUGGUCCUCUUCUUUACUUCUACUGUGGUUGAUCCGCCAGUAAUGCUUUACAUGGGCAAGGAUAAAGUCGAGAACGAAGAUUUAAUCAAAUAUGCAUGGCCUCAAGAUGUGUGGUUCCACGUCGACAAACUAUCGUCUGCGCACGUCUAUCUUCGCAUGCCACCAACCAUGACCUGGGACGGCAUUCCCCAGUCGCUUUUAACCGAUUGUGCGCAGCUAGUGAAAGCCAAUUCGAUCGAAGGAAAUAAGAAAGACAACCUCACCAUUAUCUAUACUCCCGGGAGUAACCUGAAGAAAUCCGGAGAUAUGGCCGUCGGUCAGGUGUCAUUUCAUAAUGACAAACAAGUCAAAAGAGUCCAUAUUCCCAAGCGAGAAAAUGUAAUUGUAAAUCGUCUCAACAAGACAAAGGUCGAGAGGGAUGUAGAUCAUGAGCAAGAGCGCGUAGACCGAAUCAAGAAAGAGAAUGCAGAGAAAAGAGUUAUAGCUGCUCAAAAUAAAAAAGCUGAAGCAGAGCUAACCAAGGCUAGAGAAGCGGAGAAGGCUGCCCGCUCCUAUGAUCUAUUAUUCCAAGUCGAGGAGGAUCCUGAUGCACCGAAGCUGACCGGGAAAGCUAUCGAAGAGGACUUUAUGUGACUGUAUAAACCUAAUCCAAGUGUCUGUCAAUGUUAUGUUGCGCUCGAGUCUUGACUGUUGAGUCCGUCGUAAGAUACUCGUAUCGGUAUGGACUUGUAUAUUAGGCAAAUUGCCUCCUGUGAUAUCGGCAACCGGAUAGAUUUGGGUGUUCC